AUGGCGAAAAAGAAUCAGAAGAAAGAAAAGAAGCCUGUCGUCAAUCAGAGGAAGUCUAAACUCAAGAAGGAGAAGGAAUAUAUCGAAUCUCUAGAGGAGAAAAUCAAAGAAUUGGACACUGAGAAGGCCAAUGAAAUAUCACAAUUCAAAGAUUUGCCAUUAUCCGAACCAACUAUCAAUGGGUUGAAAGAAGCCGGGUUUAUAUCAAUGACCGAUAUUCAAAAGCAAACUAUUCCAUUGUCCUUGAAAGGCCAUGAUAUAUUAGGGGCAGCAAGAACUGGGUCCGGUAAGACAUUGGCAUUUCUCAUUCCAUUAAUUGAGAUCUUGUACAGAAAAUCGUGGAACGAAUUCGAUGGUUUGGGUGCUUUAGUGAUUUCACCAACCAGAGAACUUGCCAUGCAAAUAUAUGAAGUCUUGGUGAAAAUUGGUAAACAUAGUGGGUUUUCUGCCGGGCUUGUUAUUGGCGGGAAAGAUGUGAAAUUUGAAAAGGAUAGAGUUGCGAAAAUGAAUAUCUUGAUUGGUACUCCAGGUAGAAUCUUACAGCAUAUGGAUCAAACCGCUGGCCUACAAUUAUCGAAUUUGCAAAUGUUGGUGUUAGAUGAAGCCGACAGAAUUUUGGAUAUGGGGUUCAAGAAGACUUUGGAUAGUAUACUUGAGAAUUUACCUCCUAGUAGACAAACUCUACUAUUUUCAGCGACUCAGACGAAAUCCGUGAAUGAUUUGGCAAGAUUGUCUUUGGUCAACCCACAGUACAUUGAUACAGAAGCCGGAACUAAUAACGAAAUAAAAAAACAGACUCCCGAAUCAUUGGAAGAAAACUACGUUUCAGUGGAGCUUCAAGAUAAACUAAAUAUUUUGUGGAGUUUUAUCAAAACUCAUUUGAAGUCCAAAAUGAUUGUGUUUUUUUCUUGCUCGAAACAGGUCCAUUACGUAUACGAAACUUUUAGAAAGAUGCAGCCUGGUAUCUCAUUGUUGAAAUUACACGGCAGACAAAAGCAAACUGCAAGAAUGGAAACCACCUAUAAAUUCUCAAAGGCCAACCAAGUGUGUCUUUUGGCCACUGACAUUGUUGCAAGAGGGCUUGAUUUCCCAUCCGUUGAAUGGGUUGUUCAAGUUGAUUGUCCAGAAGAUGUUGCCACUUAUGUUCAUAGAGUUGGGAGAUCCGCAAGAUUUGGGAAGAUUGGGAAGUCUUUAUUGUUCUUGACUCCAAAUGAAGAAGAACCAUUUUUAAAGAAUUUGGCAGCAAAGAAAAUUGCUCCAAAGAAGAUGAAUAUUAAGACAUCUAAAAUCAAAUCUAUUCAAUCGCAAUUGCAAGCCUUGUGUUUCUCUAAUCCUGAACUCAAAUACUUGGCACAAAAGGCUUUCAUUUCAUAUUUUAGAUCGAUUCAUUUACAAUCGGACAAAGAGGUGUUUGAUAUUAACAAGUUGCCAUCGGAGGAGUUUGCCAAGGCUUUAGGUUUGCCUGGUGCCCCAAAAAUCAAAAUAAAGGGUGGGAAUAAAGCAAAGGAAUUGAAAAACACUUCGAGACAAUUAUUAAAAUUGUCUAAGGCUAAUGAAGAUGGGGAAGUUGUGGAUUCCAAAAAGGAAGUUAGAACCAAAUAUGAUCGUAUGUUUGAGAGACAAAACCAGGGGGUGUUGUCUGAACAUUAUUUGAAGACCGUUAAUAAUAAGGGUGAUGAAGAUGAAGAUGAAGAUGAUGACGAGGACUUUAUGGCAGUUAAGAGAACAGAUCAUGAUUUGAAUGAAGAACAGUUGCCAGAUUUGUCUGCACCAGCAUCGAAGAGACAAUUAAAGAAGGCGCUUUCUAAAAAAGCAUCUUUGCCUGGUCAAGGAAAUCCAACAAAAUUGAAGUUUGAUGAUGAAGGUGUGGCCCAUCCAAUCUACGAACUUGAAAAUGAAGAAGAUUUCCGCGAAAAGGGUGAUGCUGCUGAGCAAAUUAAAGAGUUCGUGGCAAAAGAAUCUAAGGAUAUGGAAGAACGAGACGCCGAAGAUAAGGAGGUUGCCAGAGCGAAAAGACAAGAAAAGAAAAGAAGACGUAAAGAAUUGGAAAAACAAGCUUUUGAUGAUUCUGGAAGCGAUGAUGAUAAUGAAGAAGAAGAUGUCGCUUAUGUUGUCGGUACCGGGGAUCUUGAUCAAGACCUUGAUCAUUCUGAAAGAAGCGACAGCGAUGAUGAAGAACCAGCUUCUAAAAAGGCUAAAUGGUUCGAUAAUAAUAGAAUCAAUGGGAGGGAUUCUGGUGAUCAUGAUGGUGUCAAUGUGGUUGAAUAUAAUGAACCAGAGACUUUGGAAGAUCUUGAAGCUUUGACCGCAAGACUUAUCCAAAAUUGA
This is a messenger RNA of Saccharomycopsis crataegensis, 2328 nucleotides long. RefSeq names its product RNA-dependent ATPase HCA4 (gene HCA4). Gene Ontology annotation, biological process: rRNA processing. Gene Ontology annotation, cellular component: nucleus. Gene Ontology annotation, molecular function: nucleic acid binding; ATP binding; RNA helicase activity. The coding region runs from base 1 to 2328 and encodes 775 amino acids. The record is from RefSeq and is a predicted model, not a curated record. Lineage: Eukaryota; Fungi; Ascomycota; Saccharomycetes; Ascoideales; Saccharomycopsidaceae. The transcript has a single exon.